Messenger RNA from Symsagittifera roscoffensis, 2981 nucleotides. RefSeq names its product glutamate receptor ionotropic, kainate 1-like. The transcript is spliced from 2 exons. The record is from RefSeq and is a predicted model, not a curated record. Gene Ontology annotation, molecular function: ligand-gated monoatomic ion channel activity; signaling receptor activity. Lineage: Eukaryota; Metazoa; Xenacoelomorpha; Acoela; Convolutidae. Gene Ontology annotation, cellular component: plasma membrane. Bases 1358 to 2803 code for a protein of 481 amino acids.
UUCAUUCACCAGAAAUGUCACAAAAGUAAGUUAAUCUCCUUUGUCAGAAAUAACCGGCAAUAAUAGAGAUAAAAACGAAUUCCUUUAUCCUCUUAAAUUGCUCAAACUAUUCCCACGUAAAACAGUCUCAAUCAUCAGAAAGAGAAAGGUCAUUGUUGUUUUUUAACUUGGAGCUAAUUGAUAGCAGAAUUUUGCUAUUUAUUCCUGCCCACAUUUUCCUAGUUUUUGAUCGCUUUUGAGUUCUGUUAACGAUAUUGUAUUACUAACUAGACCCUUCGGGCGAAGAAGGUGACGAAAUUUACUAGACAAUUGACCGAAGGAUAAAGGCCGACUACAAUAAGAAGUUGCAGUCAUAAUUCCUCGCUUUUCACUCCGAUGCAUUGCCAAUUAUUUGUGCGUUUUGUCAAUGAAAAAAAAAACUACAAAAGAAUGGCUUUUUAUUUUAUCAUUUGGUUGCGAUAAAUGAAUAUUUUAUGCAAAUGUACUUCGCCGGAUCAUUUUGGGAUUGGAGAAUAUCAUUAAUUUAUUUCCGCUUCUCUCUGAUCAGUAAUUGUUUAUUUUUCGGAUGACGGAACUGAAGCUCAUACAUUAAAGAUGAUUUCAUUUAUUGUGUUUUUGUGGCUGUAGAAGUUCUACUUCAAAAGCACAAAAUUUGAUUUUUUGUCAUUCAAAAUAAUGUCUCAUAAAUUAGAUACGCCAUUUUUCUAAUCAGUAGCGUUUGAAAAGCAGUUGCUGUCUCGAAAAAACUGCUGUAAAACGACAUAUUUUACUCGAUCUGCUUCGUGUUCCGGUCAUCUAAUCAAACAGCAGUUUAGAAACUCGAACACUUUAUUACUAAGAUAUUUUAAUGUUUCAGUCAUUUUUUUUAGUUUCGGAUUAUGUUAAUUAGUUUAUAUAUUUUUUGAUUACACAAUUUUUUCAUUCGUGAAUUGCAUAUUUUCACAUUUUUUAUGACAUGUAUUAAUUAUCAUUAUGAGCUUGUUCUCCAAAUCACAUAAGUGGCCAGUAAAGCUAAUCAGCAACGCAGCACAAUAAACGACAAAAGUGCUCUUUAACUAAAACUCGAUCAUUCACCUUUGAACUCGAAACUUCGUUAUCUGAAGUCAUGUAUUCUCGAAUUUAUGACAAAUUCUGUUUUUUUGUUUUACUUUGCAUGGCUAACAAUAGAUCCUGGCAACGAAUUGGCAACCCGCGAGCAAUUUACUGAAUUUUAUCUUUAAGAAAUCUUCAAAAUCAGGAGGCCAUAGCUGCGACAUAUAAAUCUCAAUUCCGCAAAUGAAAUCAGUUAAAGAAAAAUAAUUCUUUUUGUGGCUGUCUUGCGCAACCUUCGAUUGCAUCUAUUAUUUGUGAAUGUAAAAUGGCAGCUUUUGUUCUGGCAUCUAUGUUCCUUUUCGGACCUUCUGUGAUUUCAAGCUCCUCGUUGUCCGAUGACGAAGCUCUGUUUCUUAACGUCACUACAGUGCUUCGGGAACCAUUUCUUUUCGACUUGGUUGACCUAGAAAACAACACUAGGCGAGUCGGCUACAUCAAAGACCUCCUAGAAGCCAUGCGACUUCGGAUACCGUUCGACUAUGAUUUCUACCUUUCUCCGGGAGGCAACUACGGAGCCCCGGAUGAAAAUGGAACCUGGAAUGGCAUGGUCGGGGAAGUCUUAUAUGGGCGCGCAGAUAUGGCAGCCGCUGAUUUGACUAUUAACGCUCCAAGGACUGAAAUUUUGACUUUUUCACAGCCAUUUAUGAACGUCGACUUAGGAGUUGUUUACAAGAAACCAUCGGUGCAACUUCACAUGCUGGCCUUCAUGAUGCCCUUUUCAACCCAAGUUUGGUGUGUCAUUUUAGGAUCCUUGGUUGCAACCUCAAUGUCUCUCUAUGUUUUUGGAAUCUACAACUCCAAAGACGACCCUCUAGCAAGUGUUGCUGCUUGCUUAUACUUUGGACUGGCCUGUCUUUUUGCACAGGGUCCAGAGACUUACCCACGAUCUAUGGCGUCCAGAGUCACAGCUAUUUCUUGGUGGUUCUUUUCCCUUAUGAUGCUCACGCUUUACACUGCCAGCUUGACAUCAAUGUUGACUGUCAACAGAGCAACUUUGCCAAUCGACUCAAUUGAAGAUCUACUUAACUACGAGGCGUUUCACUAUGGAAUCGAGCCCGGAGGUUCCACUCAGUAUGCAUUCCAAAAUUCAAAAUACGCACCGUUUCAAAUGAUGUGGGCAGAAAUGACUAAAAGAAAGGACACUGCUUUCUUCCGAGGCGCUGGAGGAGUUGAACGAGUGAGAGACCGAGAAGACUACGCUUUCAUUCGGGAAUCACCAUAUUUGGAGUACGACAUAACGUUUGCUCCUUGUGAUUUAGAACUGGUUUUCAGCUCCAGUAGUCCUAAAUCAGGAGCUGGAUACGGAUUCGCCUUUCCAAAAGACCACCCAUUGGCUCGCAAUUUCUCGGUUGAAGUACUGCGCAUGUUUUCUGACGGAACUCUUGCUGGAAUUCAUACCAAGUGGUUCAAAACCAGAUCUCAAUGCUCCGAAGAAAAGAAACUGGCUAGUUUCGUGGACACAAUUGAUUUCGAGGAGAUCCAAGGAGUGUUUUUCACGUUUCUAGGUGGAAUCGUGCUAUCGUUUCUGUUCUUUGUGGUGCGCAUUGCGAGGACUGCCAAAGACAAGACUUGUCCUUCGAGUAAAAAAGAUGAACUUGAUCGAGCAAUGGCAACUGCAAAUCCCUUGGCUGCCAAUGGAACAUUGAAUGAGAUAACUGCUAACGGAAACGGAGUUGCGACUACAGUAUUCAGCGACAGCCUGAAUAAGUGAAUGUUGCCAAUGAUGUGAAUUAGCUGAAAAAAGAGCACCAAAGAAGUUCACUAAUCAGCCAUAUCUCUUAUGUUUCAUAGCUAUAGCUAAGCAUGUCAAACACAAACUGUCCCUUUGUAGAAUGUAGAAAACUUACCCGAUAUUUUUUGACACCCCGAAUAAAAAUUUUGAAACAGUU